This is a messenger RNA of Eriocheir sinensis (Chinese mitten crab), 1962 nucleotides long. RefSeq lists its product as uncharacterized. The transcript is spliced from 4 exons. NCBI's taxonomy places the organism in Eukaryota, Metazoa, Arthropoda, Malacostraca, Decapoda, Varunidae. The coding region runs from base 1010 to 1378 and encodes 122 amino acids. The record is from RefSeq and is a predicted model, not a curated record.
ACUAGUUUAAAAUAUAAUAAAAUGUUUAUUAAAAAUGCAUUAGUGAAAUACAAAUAACUUUCUAUGAAGAGACCCUACAAGAGAUGGAGGAUGCCCAUCUCCUGCAGAUACCCUAUGACGUCAUGUCCAGGGGUGAGCGCCUUUUCUCCCAGCAUUAGGGAAAGGGAAACAUUCUCAUGUACAUCACAACACCGGGAGAGGUACUGCUCUCGCAGAUCGGGCCGACAGUUCAAGCCAACUAUGAGUAUCGUCUGAGCUCAAAUAAGCCUCGGAGGGUACUUAAAUACUUCGAUCAUCGGUUCCCAAACCGAAACAGAAUCAACUUAUUCACUGCCUGAAGACUAACCAUAUUUACCAUGAAAGGAAUAACAAUAGUGAAGUGUUUCCUUUCAUGAAAUAAUAACUAAUUGUUCUUGCUGAAUUACAAUUAAAGAGCAAGGAUUAUUUAAUUUAACCGAUGGAAACAGAGAGGAAAGCCACGCCAUCUGGCGAGAUAAAUUCAAAAUAUCGCUUCAGACCCACGUGGUUGGUUUUCUCUCACUCCACCACCGGCCUUCACAAAGUAAAGACCAAGGCACCGCAGCCCACCCAUUAACUCGGACGCAGUGUGCCUUCUGUUACCUGACUCGAGGGAUACUACACCCGGCAACGAGACUUCAGAGACAACAGUAUCUUUUGAAACCCGCUUCUCAGCUAAGUGCCCCCAGCAGUUAUUUGAGACAGAUAGAUUUUUACUACACGGAUCCGGUAGGAUUAUUAUUUGUUCGGCUGUCUGGAGGUGCUUGUUGGAUACCUUCACCACCUAAUAGCUGGUAAGCACUUGUUUCUUUGGGAUUGUCUGACGGGUGUGUUAUUCACUUUGCGAGUGACCUAACUGUUGGGUAGGGUAAAUUUACUGAUUCCCAACAACUACUACUAAUGCUAUAACUUCUACUUCUAAUACUGCUACUACUACAACUACUACAGCCACUCCCACAGGCACAUAGACGCUGUGGACCCGUCGGAGGGCAUGAUGAAGCAACGGGAGACUGGCAUCUAUACCAACGACUUCCUGGAGUUUAUCGGCAGCGGACACUCCACCGUGCCCAAAGACACAUACGACCUGGUGGUCACCUCGGGUGGUAUGGGCGAAGGUCAUAUCCCACUCAGUGGCCUCGACGACCUGGUGCGCGUCGCAAAGAACGGAGGCUUCGUGAUCAUCGUGAUGCGCCAUGAGCACCUACAGACCGUGCCUUCCUACAAGGACAAGCUGGAGCCUUACAUGGACCAGCUGGAGGCGGACGGGAAGUGGAAGAAGGUGGAGCGGCGCACCGUCCCAAACUAUUUCUGUGACAAGGAGGGUCUCGUCUUCGUCUUCCGCAUCACUAAGCCUGAGUGAGGAGGAAGAGGAGGGAAGGGAAAGGAGAGAGAUGAGGAGGAAGAGUUAUAGUUGUGCUGUGCCAAGGCCGUCUCUGUGUUGCAGCCUUGGCUUUCGUCGCGGCACCCGAGACUGAGGUGUGAAUUAUCGAGGUCUGGCAACCUGGUGUCAUGGCGUCUACGAUGUUAUAUGAUAGUCUACGCAUAGGACACAUUUGUCAGUAUUAAUCAUAUUAUUGAAAUUGUCGUAAAAAUCUCUUUUAGUUUAUAAGACUGAGGCUGCAGAAUGCUUAACCUCAGACCUUGCUAUCAUCUCCAAUUGGGAUAAAAGGAAUGUCUGGUCUGGGUCUUGGGGUCUUGAUGAUGUACAGACAUGUAUAUAUAUAAUAAACGGGUGUUUAAUUCCCCUCAGGAUCAUGUUAAUCUUUGUUUGUUUCUCAAGUUAAUUUAAGUGAUUACUCUUCCUAAUUUUAAAUGUGUCUGCUGUUCCUAAUUUAUAAUGUGUCAGCUGUUCCUAAUGUAUAAUGCGUCUGCUGUUCCUAAUCUUAAAAGCGAUUGCUGUUCCUAAUUUUAAAAGCGUCUGCUGUUCCUAAUUUUAAAAGCGUC